CUUGAGAGCUAAACCGUGUAGUGAGAAAUUUUGUGCUAUUUAUUGUGCAAAUUGGGAGUUUAUUUAUUCGGAAUAUUUGAACGGGAUUUGUAGCGGCGUAGCGGUGGAAUGUUCAAAAUCAAUAUCUCUACAUCGCAACCCUGAAUUUGUGGUAUAUAUGGAGUUAGUUUUCUCCAGAGUUGUGCUCCCCCCUGCACCACCACAUCAAGUCUGGUUCCCAUAGAGAGUUUCCCAAAUAAAAUUUGUUUUGUCAAUACGAGAGGGGUUACACAAAAAAGCCACACUUGUGUACUGUGUGGGUACCCUCUUGAGCCUGAAAUAACAGGCAGUGGUUUUUUACAUGAGGGCCCUCUUUCGUUUCUUUCCUUUUCAUACAAACCCCCCGAGGGUGGCGAGAGGGUUUGUUUAGUUGCAAAAACACCGUGACUGAAACACUUGCUCUGACGGUGGGUUAAUUGUGAGAUGGGUGGAAAAAAGAAAAAGGAGAAGAAAAAGAAGCCACCGAAGGAGAAGAAGGAGGGCGAUGGACUGCCCAGCUUAGAUAAGCAAUUCUACGAGCUCACCAUCCAGGAUUUGAACAACAAAUUGGCGCGGCUGAGGAGUCACAAUGCCAAAGUUGAGGAACAAAUUGAGGACCUUGAGGCAAAGAUGAAGCAAUUGCAGGAAGACAAAUCCGAUAUCACGGCAUACCUCAACAGGACACUAGUUGAGAAGGUGGAUGUGAUUAGGGAGCUCGAAGAGAAGCUCAUUGAACUGAAUAAUGUUCGAGAGGCAGAAGGAAGAGAGGCACAGAAUAAGCUCAAGGAAUGGGAUUUGAAAUUUAAGGCGAUGUAUGAUCAAUUAACAUCGGAGAUAAAGCUGUUGACGGGAAAAUUGAAUUCACUGGAGGAAUUUAGGAUUCAGAGGGAUGAGAUUCUGGCAAAAUUCGAUGCUCAGGAAGCACAAUUGAGGGAUCAGCAGCGUAAGCAUGAGGACAAAUUGUAUGACAUGGAGAGGAACAAUGUGAUUGGGAAGGAUAGGUUGAAAAAGGAAGUGGAAAGUCGUCUCCUUCAGCUGUCUAAUGAAUUCACAAAAAGCACCCACCUUCGAGUAGCUGCCCAUACGCAACGUCUUGUGCGAGAGAAUAUUGCCCUCACUAAUGAGUUGGACCGAAUCUUGGUGACCCAUGAGCGUUUGCAGGAAGAAAAAAGAAAGAUGUUGACCCUGAUGACGGAAUACAAAAACCAAGCACGAGUGGAUGCUGUGGAGAAAGCACGCUUAAUUCGCACUAGUCAGGAACAGAUUGAGGUCAUCGAUCGUAUGGCGGGUCAAUAUGAGAAACUCCAGCAGAGCUUUGUGGCAGCAAGGAUAAAGGCCAGAGAACAUGACAGGGCAGUGGGGAGGGAGAUGGCAAUUGAGCGUGAGCUGUCGCAGGCACAUAAGAGAAUUGAACACCUGGAGCACAGUGUUGAGAUCAUCAAUGCCAAUCGAGAGGACUUAAGGGUGGCGUCGGUGCGCUUCAAAACAGAAUCACAACACGUCCUAUCCAUACUGAAAGCUCUCCAAUUCACCGUGAGAAAGGCCAUUCUCACAGACACUCAACGAUACGACGAUGAACAUGAAGCAGUACAGCAGCAGCGGAAUAUCUUGCAUGAGAUAAUGAACAUUCUCACGGGACUAAAUGCAAUCCCAAUGACUGAUUCCACCGAAGCUAUAUCCAUGGUCAAUUCCAUUUACAAUCACGGAGAUUUGGGCAUUGUAUCGAGUAUUGGCGAUGAUGCCAUCACCCCAGUACGCCAAAUGGAGCAGAGGGAACUGACAGGGUGUGUCGAUGUGGCGGAGGACGAAGCUCAGCCACAGCCCCGUGAAAGCUCGGAUUGGGCCACCGCAGGUGCUCUUGAUGGAAACAGCGACACGGGCGAUGACAAAGGUGUAUCGAAACGCUACUCGAGCGGCGCAAUUAUUGAUGUUGGCUCCACAGCGUUUAUGGAACAAUUCUCACGAGACGACGCGGAUGACAACUGGGAUACCAAGGAUGGUGCCACCGAUGAUACAACAUUGCACACUACAACAACGACGGAUGUGGAAAAAAGACCACCUGACGAGCAAAUAAAAUUGGCAGCUGAGAUGGAGUAGGAGGAACAAGAAAAAAUCACCACUUUCCGAUUUUAAUUAGAAUUGCGGGGAAAAUUGUCCAAUAACAGAGGAUGCAUCUGUGACCACAGAGACGUGCUGCAUGAUCCGGUGGUUAUUCUUUUAUGCCACAACAUUUUGUGAAAUGUUUUUUUUUCCUUCUGAGUAUAAAGCGAUAAACUUUUAGAGAAAAGUUUUCACCUUGAUUUUCACAUCAUUUCAUUUUUGCUUUAUUGGAUAAAAAUAAAAAAAAAUUAAAAGUAGAUUAAUUUGCGUUAACUUCUAAUUUUCUAAAAGAAUCAGGAUCAGAGGAUAAUUUACUAAUACUUUUGU
Molecule: messenger RNA, 2445 nt
Organism: Lutzomyia longipalpis
Lineage: Eukaryota; Metazoa; Arthropoda; Insecta; Diptera; Psychodidae
Product: cilia- and flagella-associated protein 157
Exons: 1
Coding region: 463-2115 (550 amino acids)
Cellular component (GO): ciliary basal body; cilium
Molecular function (GO): microtubule binding
Source: RefSeq, a predicted model, not a curated record